AUGAGGAAACGUAACCUGCCAAAAAAUUGGGUUGUACGAAGUUCAAAGUCACAUCCUGAUAAAAUAUAUUAUUUUAACGUCAAAACAAACCAAUCAUCUUGGGAGAUGCCGACGAAUGAUCGAACAGAACAAGUUGAAAAAAAAUCAGUCCAAUCUUCUAAAAAAUGUAAACAGUCACAUAACAUGAAAUCACAAAAGGAUGACGAUAAUCAAGUACAAUCAACUGCUUCAGAGCAUAUUGUGCCUGAAAAAGAAACCUCACAAAGAAAGAUACUUGUUGCUAAGCGUAAACAAACGCAAAACAAAGUCAAUGAGGAAAAAGAAACGCCACAGAUGAAAGCGAUUCGUGAAAAGAUAUUGAAGAGAAAAGAAGAAACUGCUCUUAAAGUUUCUAAGAAUUAUAAAUUAACUAAGGAUGUUUCAAGUUCUUUAUCUUCAAAGAUUAAUAAAAUUAAUUCAUCGGCGCAGAAAGCUAAUAUUUACACAGAUUCUAGAACAUCCUGUACACCGCAAAUGCAGAUAUUGUUAGAAAAAAUGCAGGAAAAGGUAUCAAAAAGUCCUAUAACAAAAAAAACAGAGGAAGAUAGAAACAAUAAUCAAGAAAAGUCAAUUAAAACACGAUUAAGAAAUCAAACUGUAUCUAAGCAAAAAACUGUUUCUUCGGAUAGCACAAGUCAGAAAGAAGUAAAAAAGAGUCCAAAAGUUGGUUAUGUAAUAAUAGAAAAAAAUUUGGCAGGCAAAAGGAAGAAUAAUGAACAUGAUCCAGAAGAUAUUCUUAGAGUGCAAAGCCGAAAAUCUAUGAAGAAAAAUUUAGCAAAAGAUCGUAUGGAAAAACUGAGAGAAAACCUAAAAACAGUUAGACUGGUGCGUUUGAAGGAGAGACUUGCGAAUAAUAAGAUUUCUACCGAUAAAAAUGUAUGUACUGAUAAACUAGAGGAAACAACAAAAGUAUUGAUAGAUCCAGUAACGACUGUAGAUGAUUUAAUAAAGCGGGCCAAUGAUGAUUCUUUGUAUGAAGAAAUGGAUUGGGAACCAUUGGAAGAUGAAAAAAUCACGUUUGAGGUUCAAGCUGUUAGAACAAGACUUUGUACAGAAAAUAAUGUGAAUACAUCCUGCAACAUACCUAGUUUGAAAUAUCCUUUGAUAGCAGAACAACAAGAAAAAAAGCACGUGUACAUUGUUGUUGAUACAAACGUAUUUUUAUCAAAUAUUGAUGCUGUUGAAUUGGCAAGAGAAACUAUUUUUAAAACUUAUGAUCAUUCAGUAAUUGUAGUACCAUGGACUGUUAUACGUGAACUUGAUUAUAUUAAAGAUGAUAAUGGCAAAUCAAAAUCAAAAUCAUUAUGUUUCAAAGCCAGAAAAGCUAUAAAUUAUAUCAAUAAACUUUUCUCUUCUAAACAAUCACGCGUAAUUGGUCAAACACCAGAAGAUGUUACAAAAAAUAAAGAAAAAUUUUCUGUUGAUUGCCCAGAUGAUGAAAUUCUACAGACUUGUUUACAAAUUCGUGAUUUAGGAAAGUCAGCGGUUUUAUUAUCAUAUGAUGUCAACCUUUGCAAUAAAGCAAUGAUUCAUGAUAUUGUAACGCUUGGAAGAAAUGAUCCCAUUGAAAAAAUCGACUAUCUUAAUGCCACUAAUAUGAAUCAAUCAUUGUCUGUUUCUAAUGAUGGAGAUCAAGAAAGGUUCAGUCAAAGUUCAACAAUUUUAUCUGAGGAAUUACAAUUGUCAAAUGAAAUAUAUGAGGACAUAAAAAGUAUUAUAAGAGACUUUUUAACAGUGGUAGUCAGUAAAGAAAUGUAUGCAUUAUAUGGAGCAUCUUGGGAAAAAUAUGUUAUUCUAAAACCACCUUGGACAACUGUGACUGUUUUACAGUGUGCUGUAAAACAUUGGAUAGCUGCUGUAAGUGAAUCAUUUAGGAGAGAAGCAGAAGUUAUUUUGAAAGAACUCUUGCAGAUAUUUAAAGAUAAAUCUGAUCAAAAAACUUUGAAGGAAGAUAGUUACAUUUUGGAUAAGUGUAAUGAUUUGAUACAAAUGAUUAAUGUAGAUAAACACAGAGCUUUAGUAUUACGAAUUUCUCAAAAAAUUGAUGAGUUAAAAGAUAAAUGUCGUAGAUAUGAAUGUCAAAUAAAUGAUUAUAAAUUAUGCAAUGCAAUCGGAGUUGAAAACAAUAUUGAGGAACAAGAACGUAGGGCACAAAAAGCUUUUCAGUAUUUUGAAGCAGCAUAUAUCUUUGCUCGCGAUAUGGCUGUGUUCUGUUUAUUUAUGUUAUUAAACAGUGGUAUGGCAGCUGAAGCGAUAGGGAUGCCUUGUAGUUUUCAUUACAACAUUCCUAAUCCAAUUCCGACUAUGUGCUUUGUAAAACAAAUACAACCAGAACUAGCAACGAACGUGAAUAAAUUAUUAUGCAAUCUAAGCGCUGUUAUGGAACAAGCCAGAAAUUCUUCUGUAGACUAUCGAACAUUGAUAAAUUUAUAUCAGAUACUAACAGUGUUCUUACCUGAAACUGCAUCAAUGACAUUGAAAUUGAUUGAUAUUGAUAUAGAGCCUCUUGAUGUAUAUUGUUGUGUAAAGCGAAAGGAAGAUGUACUGAAUAGAGGUUUACGCCAGCUCCAGGAACUUAGUACCCAUUUUUGCAGAUUAGCAAGCCAUCAGUGUACAUAGAUAGAUAUGUAUACAUAUAUAUAUCUAAUAUAUAAAUGUAUAUUGACCAAAAUUCUUUUGAACUCAGUUAUAUACAUUUUUCAUAAUGUUGAAUAAUACUUUAGAUGUUACACAUGUAACAUAAUAUCAUUUGUAUGAUGAAUCUUUUUUUUUACAGAAAAUAUUAACAUCUUAAAUAUUUUUAUUAACAGUUCUGUAUAAUACAAGAAGUAACUUUUGGAAAAUGUGA
This is a messenger RNA of Heterotrigona itama, 2887 nucleotides long. NCBI's taxonomy places the organism in Eukaryota, Metazoa, Arthropoda, Insecta, Hymenoptera, Apidae. The record is from the annotation of a GenBank genome assembly.